AUCCCUGGGGGCGGAGCUUGGGGACGGAAAGGGGCGUGGCCAUGACGUGGAGCUGAAAUCUCUGAGGGGGCGGAGUCAAAGCCUGGAGGCGGAGCUCAAUGCCCUGAGGGGGCGGAGCCAGCGAUUGGAGGCGGAGCUUGAAAAGGAAAGGGGGCGGAGCCAAAACCUGGAGGUGGCACUUGAAAAGGAAAAGGGGCGGAGCCAAAGCCUGGAGACAGAACUUAAAGAGGAAAGGGGGCGGAGCCAAAGCCUGGAAGCGGAGCUUGAACAGGAAAAGGGGCGGAGCCAAAACCUGGAGGCGGAGCUUGAAAGGGAAAAGGGGCGGAGCCAAAGCCUGGAGGCGGAGCUUGAAAAGGAAAAGGGGCGGCGCCAAAGCCUGGAGGCGGAGCUUGAAAAGGAAAAGGGGCGGAGCCAAACAAUGGAGGCGGACCUGGAUGCGGAAAAGGGGCGGAGCCAAACAAUGGAGGCGGAGCUGGAGGCGGAAAAGGGGCGGAGCCAAAUCCUGGAGAUGGAGCUGGAGGCGCUGAGGGGGCGGGGCCAUGGAACGGAGGGGGUGGAGCCAAGCCCGGAGCAG
Molecule: messenger RNA, 574 nt
Organism: Sturnus vulgaris (Common starling)
Lineage: Eukaryota; Metazoa; Chordata; Aves; Passeriformes; Sturnidae
Source: RefSeq, a predicted model, not a curated record